AUGGCGAGUGCACCACAAGUCGCCUGUACCACCCUCGGCCUCUUCAUCCUUGACCGCUUCGAGUGGCGUACCCUGGGCGACGACGGCUCGGUCGAGGCGACCACGCGCGAGGACGACAUCGUCGGCGGCGGCGGCACCUACGCGAUCCUCGGCUCGCGCAUGUGGCUGCCGGCGCAGCGGGUCGGUAUCGUCGUCGACCGCGGCAACGACUGGCCGGCCAAGGUCGAGCGCGAGCUGAGGGCGUACGGCGACGACAUGUGGGAGUUCCGCGACAAGCCCGACGAGCCGACGACGCGCGCCCUCAACCUGUACACGGGCGAGCAUCGAGGCGACCAUUUCCAGUACCUCACCCCUCGCAAGCGCCUCGAGCCAGAUGACCUCCCUCCCCGGCUCCGCACCGCCCAGUACCUGCACUUCGUGUGCUCGCCGACCCGGUCCCUCGUCAUCGCCUCGCAGCUGUCGCCCGACUUCUCGCCCUCGCUCGUGUACGAGCCCAUCCCGGACCGCUGCGUGCCCGCCGAGCUGCCCGCCCUGCGCGAGGUGCUCCCGCGCAUCAAGGUGUUCAGCCCAAACCACGAGGAGGCCGCCGCCUUCUUCGGCAUCGGCGUCGGCGAGGUGGCGGCGAGCGGGCGCAGCGGGAUCGAGGACGUCGCGAGGAGGUUCUUCGCGCUCGGGGCGGCAGACGUCGUCCUGAUCCGGAGCGGGCCGCUCGGCGCGUACGCGGUGCGGAGAGGGAGGGAGAGCGAGGGCGUGUGGGUCCCGGCGUACCACUCGUACGAGGACGGGAGGGCGACGGGCAAGGUCGUCGACGUGACGGGCGCGGGCAACUCGUUCUUGGGCGGGCUCAUGGCCGGUCUCGUGCGGCAUCCAGACGACCUCGUCUCGGCCGUUCAGUGCGCAUCCAUCUCUGCCUCUUUCACGAUCGAGCAAUUCGGGCUGCCGCAGCUCUCGCUCGCCGACGACGGCACCGAGCUGUGGAACGGCGUCAACCCGGCGGUGCGGCUCGACGAGAUGCGGCGGCUGCAAGGGGAACAGCAGGGGUCGCUGUAG
Messenger RNA from Rhodotorula graminis WP1, 1050 nucleotides. RefSeq lists its product as uncharacterized. Bases 1 to 1050 code for a protein of 349 amino acids. The transcript has 5 exons. NCBI's taxonomy places the organism in Eukaryota, Fungi, Basidiomycota, Microbotryomycetes, Sporidiobolales, Sporidiobolaceae. The record is from RefSeq and is a predicted model, not a curated record.